Messenger RNA from Cutaneotrichosporon cavernicola, 2124 nucleotides. RefSeq lists its product as uncharacterized. Bases 1 to 2124 code for a protein of 707 amino acids. NCBI's taxonomy places the organism in Eukaryota, Fungi, Basidiomycota, Tremellomycetes, Trichosporonales, Trichosporonaceae. The transcript has 7 exons. Gene Ontology annotation, molecular function: protein binding. The record is from RefSeq and is a predicted model, not a curated record.
AUGACCAAGUCCUUCCUCGAGCUGCGAAGGCAGCUACUAGGCCUGUCGCCGGACGACAGGAGAGACCUCGUGACUGAGCUGUUAUGGUCGCUCCCGCGCCAAGACGUACUCCGAAUCCACUCUCGCAUCUCGGACAUGAUGCAGAAGGACAUUGUUGGGCUUCUUCCGCCCGAGAUCAGCGUGCGCAUCCUCUCCCAACUUUCGGCCGACGACCUGCUGCGUUGCAAGGCUGUAUCCCGCGCCUGGUCCAAGCUGUGUGACGAUCAAGCGAUCUGGAUAUGUCUUUGUGCGCGCAACACGCCGGCCAUUGUGCCCCAGCACACAACAUGGAACGACCUCGAGUGCCACCGACAGCGCGCGCGCGCCGCAAGCCCAAACGCAUCACGUCUGUAUGGUGACGAGAGCUUUGAGUAUGCCGACGAUGGCGACUCACAUAUCAUGGCCAUGACACCGUCGCCCAGCGCACGUCGCACAGUCUGGGAGCGCAACUCUUCUGGCCUCCCAACAUACCAGCGGGCGGUCGCGUUCUCCCCACCGCCCGCGGCGCCAACCGGGACUGCCCCAGAACCCGUGAUACCCUCCCACCUCGGCCUCCCCACAGCCUUCCCGCGCGUGAGUUACAAGCACCUCUACCUUGUGCGGCGCAUCCUCGCCCGGCGCAUGACGUACCUUCGCCCGGCGGACCUCGAGACACCCGGCCGCCGCUCCGGCACGUCUUGGAACCCGCGCGUCGUGAUUAUCAACCCGACGUCAUCACAGGAACACGGCGGCUUGCCAGGACACACCGAGAGCAUCUACUCGCUGCACCUCAUCAAGCGCCACAUGAACAUCUCGUGCCGGAUCGGCGAGGUCGAUGACGCGCUCUACAGUCUCUUAGCCCCCGUAUCCAACGACAUCUUCGGCUCGACCGCGUCGCCCAGCCGUUCCGGCCUGGGAGCGAGCCCAGUCCGGUCCUCGACGUCCUCAUCCUUCCAUGUCAGCGGGCGCGACUGGCUUCUCUCCGCGUCUCGCGACAAGACGAUGCGCCUCUGGCAAUUAUCUCCUACCCCGCGUGUCGUCAAGGUGUUUGCUGGCGGGCAUACAGGCUCGAUCUUGACGCACUUCGUUGCCGAGAUCCCCGUCGAAGACUCGUCCAGCCGCUCCCCGCUCGGCUCGUAUUCUGGGGCGCGCUCCCCACCCAAGUCGCCAUCACCAAUGCGCGACAGCCCCAAGACGCGUCUCGUUGCCAUCAGCGGUGGCGGCGACGGAAAGAUCUGUCUCUGGGACAUUGAGCACGGCGACGGGACACCCGAGAAAACUAUCCAAGCACACUCGGACUCAGUCUUCUUCCUGCGCGGAGACGACGAGAAGGUUGUCAGCUGCUCGAAGGAUCGCACCAUCCGCGUAUUUGACAUCCGCACACUUGAAGAGCUCGUCGUGAUUGAGGAUACGUCGGACGGGCACCGUGGGGCCAUUAACGCCGUGGAUAUCACCAAGGAGUUCAUCGUCUCGGCGUCAGGCGACCGUACCAUCAAGGUGUGGGACAUCAACGACGGGCGCUUGCGGGCUAGCCUCGACGCACAUGUCCGCGGUAUCACGUCGAUGGCGUUCGAGCCGUAUUCCUCUAGCCUGGCGGGAUGGAAACCCGAGGUGCCCGGGAGCGUGUUAUGCGCAACGCUCGUGACGGGCUCGUCUGACGCAUCGAUCAAGACUUUCCACGUCGUACAGCUCCCCCCGUCAGCCGAGCUUGACGAGGUCACGUUCCGCGACAUGCUCGACUUGGACGCGGACGAGCCGCGCGUCCGAUACGCGAUCCAGCCCGGGGUUGAAUACCACGCCGUUUGUGCGUGCCCUGUGCCCACACGGCCUAGCCCGAGCGGGUGCAUGAGAUGCUUUAACCGCGGACACACCGAGCUGGUGCGCUCUCUCUACCUUGGCGACCAGGUUACUCUGUCUGCGAGCUACGAUAAGACAAUCAAGAUGUGGGAGCGCUCGACGGGGCGGCUCAUCUUCGACUUCUCGGGGUGCCAUAAAGGAAGCGUGUUUGCUAUCACGGGUGACCAUACCCGUGUCGUCAGUUCUGGCAUCGACGCCAAGAUUGCGAUUGUCGACUUUGCUGAUGGGCUUGACACGGCGUUUGUGUAG